GGCUAAACCUCAGCACGAACGGCUGGACGGAGGAGUCGAUACAAAGCCGGGAGGGAGGCUGCAGAGCUCUCCACCAGGACUACAGCAGAGCUUGGAGAGGCUGAAACCAUGCUUUUCCUUUGGGUGCUGGCAUUCAUUUUAGUCCUGCAGGAGCAAGAUCUUUUAGCUGCUGCAGACCCCGUCAGUGUGUUACCUGGAAGUCUGGGAGGAGGAACCUGGUGCAAUGAACAUGAUGCAAUCCACGAACGCUUAGAUAUUAUUGAAGAGAAAGUAAUAAAAACAGUGGAGCAUCUAGAAUCAGAAGUCAAAUCACUCCUCAACAUCAUCAAUGAGACAACGUCAAACAUCCCCAUUGCUCCAGGAACCCCACUUACAGACAUUUUGGAUGAUACCAGCUGAGCACUGCAGAGACCAGACGGCUGAAUGUAACAGUGUAUUUGUCAUGAAGAGUUGCACUUUGAUAAGCUUGAGCAUGGAUGAACAACCCCCAACUGUAGUUUGCCUCCUGUGAUCCUGUGCUUUAUAAUAAACAAGUAUUUGCUUUUA
This is a messenger RNA of Neopsephotus bourkii (Bourke's parrot), 546 nucleotides long. It is a transcript of the gene PLAC9, whose product is annotated as placenta associated 9. The transcript is spliced from 4 exons. The coding region runs from base 109 to 399 and encodes 96 amino acids. NCBI's taxonomy places the organism in Eukaryota, Metazoa, Chordata, Aves, Psittaciformes, Psittacidae. The record is from RefSeq and is a predicted model, not a curated record.